CUUUGAAACAGGUUAAAGGUUGAUUUCUGAUGCUAUUUAAGGACAUUAGCUUUAUAGUUCAGUUUGGAGAGAGAGACAACAGCUGGCUGGACAGGACCUAACCCACCUAAAAAAGAAAUCAUGGAAAGGAACCUAUUCCUUUGGAUUUGUUUUUUGGUCAUAGCUCAUCCAGUCGUCCAUGGAGACGAUGACAUUUCACCAUCGACUCCUGACAACAUCUCAUUUCUGUUAUCGAUGAACAAUGACUUUGGUUUUCAUCUGUACAAGAGUCUCACAGCAAAGCCGGAGUUUCAGUCCAAGAAUAUCUUCUUCUCUCCAAUUAGCGUGUCAAUGGCCCUUUCAGCGCUGUCUCUAGGAGCAGAUGGUGAUACCAAACAUCAGCUUCACAAUGGCAUCGGCCAUAACAGCUCUCUCUUGAGCACUGAAGAGAUGCAUAAGGCAUAUCAAAGUUUUUUGGAGGAGAUCAGCAAGAAUACUGGGGUGGAGAUCGAUGUUGGCACUGCUCUGUAUUUAAGCAACAAAUUUAAGUCACAUCCUGAGUUUUUUGAGGAGAUAAAGCAGUUUUACCUUUCAGAAGGCUUCACCGUAGAUUUCAGCACCAGAGAAACUGUUGAACAGAUCAACGCAUACGUGAAGGAAAAAACACGCGGCAAAAUAAAUCAAGUUGUUCAACAACUGAAUCCUAGUGACAAGAUGCUUCUUCUCACAUACAUAUAUUUCAAAGGUAAAUGGGACUUGCCAUUUGACCCAAAAAAAACAUUUCAGGAUAAUUUUCAUGUUGAUGAUAAGACAACCGUUCCAGUGCAAAUGAUGCAUAAAAAUGAUUACGUCAAAGUUUUUUAUGACGAAAGACUUGCCACUAAAGUCCUUGCUCUUGACUACAAUGCCACUUUCUCCCUGAUCCUGGCUCUCCCAGACAAGUCCAUCACUGAGCUGGAGAUGGCUGUCUGUCAACAAGACAUUGCAAAGUGGAGAAAUGGAGUUACAGAAAGAAAAGUUAAAAUCUAUGUACCCAAGCUGUCUCUUAAAACAUCUUAUACCCUGAGAGGUAUUUUGCAAGGAAUGGGUAUGACUGAAAUGUUCUCGGUGAAUGCAAACUUCAGCAGACUUUCGGCUGAAAAGAUUUUCGUUUCAGAGGUGGUCCAUAAAGCCGCUCUGGAUGUAGAUGAAGAAGGCACAACUGCAGCAGCUGUGACUACAAUAUUAUUGGGAUCUUCUUUACCAAACCCAAAGAACAUUUACAGAUUCGACCGUCCAUUCAUGCUCUUUAUUGUUGACCCCAGAAGUUCCAUCCUCUUUAUGGGAAAAAUUAUCAACCCAGCAUUGAAAGAAUGAGUCAUUCAAGAUGUUUUAACUGAUAUUAGCCAGUAGAUGGCCAUGAUUUACUGAAAUCAUUGUUUGUUGUCUGCCGAGAAGACCUUAACAUUAAUAUCUGCUCACUGUCAGUAUAUAUGUCAAUCUUUUAAUAAAGACGGAUGUAACAGAA
Molecule: messenger RNA, 1486 nt
Organism: Triplophysa dalaica
Lineage: Eukaryota; Metazoa; Chordata; Actinopteri; Cypriniformes; Nemacheilidae
Product: corticosteroid-binding globulin-like
Exons: 5
Coding region: 121-1335 (404 amino acids)
Biological process (GO): negative regulation of endopeptidase activity
Molecular function (GO): serine-type endopeptidase inhibitor activity
Source: RefSeq, a predicted model, not a curated record